AAGCCACACCUUUUCCCCUUCUCCAGCCAAGCAAGAGUCAUUCUUUUUCCCUCUUGCUCUUCGCCUUGCUUUCUUCUUGCUUUCUUCUUGCUUUCCCAGUUUGCGACCUGCGCAGCCAUUAGCCGUGGAUCUGAAUAGAUACUCGUCACGGCGAGUUUUCCGCCAAAGAGACACCCCUUUGAGGCCAUCUAUCGACUUCCGACAAAACAAGCACCGAGGCGCUUGACGCUGAGCACCCCGCUACCAAAAAGUCUGAGCUUCCUUGGAAUCAGCACCAAAGUAUCAACGGCGUCUAGUGCUAAAACCUCCUCAAGACAUCGAGGCACCGACCGGCUGCGAAACAUCAACCCGUCCUCGACCAGUCUGCUGCGCGCGCAACGGCAUAAUGGCGCGCCGUGAGUCUCUGUCUGAGAUUCGCGCCGCCAAUCCCGAGCUCUCCCUGACCGGAAACAUCAUCUCCGCGACAUUCAACAUCCCGCAUGCCGUGACAUACCACAAGGGCGGCGCCUGGGACCUCAAACCCCGCCGCGGCCAGUCCGCCCUCAUCGACUCCUUUGCCUAUCUCUCCUCCGAUGCGACGCCGUGGAAUCACACCGUGGUCGCCUGGACAGGCGAGAUUGGAAAUCCCGACGACGACCCGCUCUCUCCUCCGGACACACCCUCGGCUGCCGUCAAUGCCGCCACAUCUGUGAAUGCGUUGUCCGCCCCCGUACCGAUCGAUGCUACAACACGACUGCCUACUCCCCCUCCAGUUGACGGGCUCUGGAUACCGAAAGCAGACCAGGCUCGGCUGGAACAACAAUUGUCUCACAGCAAGACUAUCCGCACAGUGCCCGUUUGGCUUGCUGAUGAGAGCGAGGCCACCGACGAUGGCAUCAUGCUCAAAGACCAGGCCCGAUGGCGGCGCUACGCUGAGCAUGACCUCUACACACUGUUUCACUAUAAACAGCACGAGCCUACGGAUGGCCGCAAGGAGCGCGCUCAGUGGGCGGAUUACUACCGCAUGAACCAGAAGUUUGCCAACAAAAUCAUUGAGAUUUACAAGCCUGGCGAUGUAGUCAUCGUUCACGAUUACUAUCUUCUGCUGCUGCCCAGCAUGCUGCGCCAACGUGUCCCGAAUAUGUACAUAUCUUUCUUCCUGCAUUCUCCAUUUCCCAGCAGCGAAUUCCUCCGGUGCUUGCCUCGCCGGAAAGAGGUGCUCGAGGGCAUCCUCGGCUCUAAUCUCGUGGGCUUUCAGUCGUACAGCUACUCCCGGCAUUUCCUCAGCUGCUGUACGCGCAUCCUUGGUUUCCCAUCCGAUACUCUUGGCAUCGAUGCGUACGGCACUAGAGUACAAGUCGGCGUGUUCCCCAUUGGCAUCGAUGCCGCCAAGGUAGCGACCGCUGCCUGGGCAGACGAGGUGAACGCGAAGCAUGCGGCGCUCCUGAAGAUGUAUGAAGGCAAGAAGAUUAUUGUUGGACGAGAUCGGCUAGACAGCGUUAGGGGCGUGGCCCAAAAGCUUCAAGCGUUUGAGCGGUUCUUGGAAAUGUACCCCCACUGGAGAGAAAAGGUAGUUUUGAUCCAGGUGACGUCGCCCACUAGCGUGGCGGCCGAAAAGGACGAUCCGGAGAACAAGGUUGCCAGCCGAGUCAAUGAGCUCAUCAUCAAGAUCAACGGCGAAUAUGGCAGCCUCGGAUUUUCGCCUGUACAACACUACCCCCAGUACCUCAACCAAGCGGAAUACUUUGCUUUGCUGCGAGCGGCAGACAUUGGCCUCAUUACAUCGGUGCGAGAUGGGAUGAAUACGACGAGCCUCGAGUACAUCAUUUGCCAAAAGGAUAACAACGGCCCUCUUAUUCUGUCAGAGUUUAGUGGCACGGCUGGUAGUCUCCGUGAUGCAAUUCACAUCAACCCCUGGGAUAUCACAGGGGUGGCGGAAAAGAUCAACACGGCUCUGACCAUGCCUAGCGAGGAACGCACUAAGAUGCAGGCUAGCCUCUAUGAUCAUGUUACGACACAGAACGUCCAGUCGUGGAUUAGCAAGUUUGUUCGCAAGGUACACACUGUUCUGGGUGAAAGCAACUCGGCUAACUCAACGCCCUUGCUCGAUCGAGCCCUCCUGCUAUCUCGUUAUCGCUCGGCAAAGAAGCGACUGUUUAUGUUUGAUUACGACGGAACACUCACUCCGAUCGUACGUGAGCCAAGUGCAGCGGUCCCUUCAGAACGCAUCAUUCGCUACUUGAAGUCACUCGCGGCGGAUUCUAGGAAUGCUGUCUGGAUCAUCUCGGGCCGAGACCAAGAGUUCCUUCAGCAGCAUCUUGGACACAUCUCUCAAAUUGGAUUCUCUGCUGAGCACGGUAGCUUUAUGAGGGAUCCUGGCAGCGAGGAGUGGAUCAACUUGGCAGAGAAAUUCGACAUGGGCUGGCAAUCAGAAGUCAUGGAAGUUUUCCAGAAGUAUACAGACAGGGUUCCAGGUUCCUUCAUAGAAAGAAAGCGCUGCGCCUUGACUUGGCAUUACCGGCUUGCCGAGCCUGAGCAAGGGUUACACAUGUCACGCGAGUGCCACAAGGUGCUGGAAAGCGGGGUGGGCCAGAGGUGGGAGGUCGAGGUGAUGCCUGGCAAGGCUAACAUUGAGGUGCGCCCGACCUUUAUCAACAAGGGUGAAAUCGCCAAACGGCUGGUGGCUACUUAUCACAACCCGGGAGCUGCACCGACAGACAAGGACCCACAUCCUGGAAAGAUCGAGUUUGCUCUCUGCUCCGGAGAUGAUUUUACGGACGAGGACAUGUUCCGAAGCCUUAACGGGGCAUCAGGCACAGUUCUGGACGAUCAGCACGUCUUUACUGUAACUGUGGGGGCAAGCACCAAGGUGACACUGGCCAAAUGGCAUCUCCUGGAACCCGAAGACGUUAUUGAGUGUGUGGGAUUGCUAGCCGGAGCUGGUGACCCAGCUAGCCUCGAGCGUGUGGGAGAGGUGAACCUAGCAGCUCUGAGUACUGUGGAGGGCCACAUUCCCGAAGAGGAGCUAUGAGGAACGCGUAUAACCUCCUUCUUCAUUUUCACCUUGUUUGUUUUUAUUGUGAGCGGUGAAGCUGUUGUGACAACCUGCAAAGCUUUGUUUUUGAAAGGUAUUGGGUAUUUCUAACUACACUUUGGAGACGAGAGGGAGACAGCAGUAUGGUGUAUAGAAUGGUUAAUAGACGAAAGAUGGCGCGUGGCGUAUGGAGGCUGGCAAUAACUUGGGUUGACGAGUUACUGUGGAUGGAAAAAAUGCAGAGCAAAACAGGACAAAAAGGGAGGGCUGAGGCUAUCUUGGCCAACCUGACGUUCAAUCAAGAUUCUUGUCGGCUGGGAAAGUAUAGCGUUUAUGUUUCAUUUAGCGUUAAAUAUAGGACAAAGUAUAAAGUCAAGAUCUUCCUCGAA
Molecule: messenger RNA, 3402 nt
Organism: Trichoderma asperellum CBS 433.97
Lineage: Eukaryota; Fungi; Ascomycota; Sordariomycetes; Hypocreales; Hypocreaceae
Biological process (GO): cellular response to heat; trehalose biosynthetic process; fungal-type cell wall organization
Cellular component (GO): cytosol; alpha,alpha-trehalose-phosphate synthase complex (UDP-forming)
Molecular function (GO): trehalose-phosphatase activity
Source: RefSeq, a predicted model, not a curated record